Molecule: messenger RNA, 2096 nt
Organism: Thermothielavioides terrestris NRRL 8126
Lineage: Eukaryota; Fungi; Ascomycota; Sordariomycetes; Sordariales; Chaetomiaceae
Exons: 1
Coding region: 336-1835 (499 amino acids)
Source: RefSeq, a predicted model, not a curated record
CUCGAAAACGCACCAGAGACGCCGGCAUGAGUCACUGCUCUGGCCUUUCAUGUUAACAUUUGCCGCCGCUUCGCCAUUCUGAAGUGACUGCAUAUCACGCUGUCUCUGCAUUUUGACAGAGCUUGCCGCUUAGCAUUGCCGCGUUCCUGAACCGUUGAGGAUAUAACGUAAGCCCGGGCGGGCUUCUCAAUUUCUCAAUCGGCGGCGACGACGACUUCGGGAGUGUUCCAUUGCCGUUCGUUUAUUGCAUUCCUGCUAGCAAAUUACAUCACAACGAGCCAGUUUUUUGUACAUUGAUAUCUCCUGGUUCGAACGCUCUCCUGCGCAUUGUCGAGAUGAUCCCAAUUCGCACCCGCGGUGGCGCAUCACCCAGAUUCAGCAGACAGGCCGUGGCAGAAGCGCCCGCGUCCCGGGUUGUGUCGAGACCGGUCCCGGAAAAGGAGGCCAAAGAUGCGAGAGGCUAUCAGCUCGAGCAGCUGAGACGCCGCUACUCCCCCUCAGAAACGGAUCUCGAGAACGGGGAUGUCCGCCUCCUGUUCAACCUGAGUCCGUCUGAUCCUGACUUUCCCUUUCCCCUCGACCGCCUGGAGUGUGAGCUCCACGUCCCGGCAGGAUAUCCGAGACAGGCGCCCCAGCUUCACGUCAAGAACACGGACAUACCCCGAGGCUUUGCCAUCAACAUCGAAAGGGGCUGGGACAAGCUCGUCCAGGAGAAGCGUGGCGCGACCCUGCUGGCACUGACCAACGCGCUCGACAGGAACCUGGAGUCGUUCUUGUCGGAGAAGAAGGCCGAGACGGUGAAGUUGACGAUAUUCAAGGACACACGCCCUCUAGAUGACGGGGCAUCGGUAGGCCAGACGACCGAAUGUCCCGCCCAGCCGGUUCCGAAGCCGUCUGCGGCCGCUCGGCCUUACGUGCCUGAGGAGUCGUACAGCCGCGAGCAGAUCGCAGAGGCCAAGUCGAGACGCGCUCAGGAAGUGAGACAACUCGAGGCUCGCAUGGGCCGGUUGCCACUGUACCACAAGUCCAUCGACGGUAUCGUCUACACCCUCCCCCUGGAACCAAAGCAGAGGUCCGAUCUUCCCGAUGGCCUCCAGCAUAUCCAAUCCGUCCAACUCAUCAUCCCGCUUCUAUACCCACUACAAUCCCUGAGGAUUCUCCUGAACGACGUGGAGUCCAAGGAUGCUGAGCCGUUGGAGGAACUCUUCACGCAGAAGGCGGCUGAGCAGAAGCAGCGAUCCUUGAUGAGCCAUCUGAACUAUCUCGCCCAACACUUGCAUGUGCUAGCGAAACAGGCCCGGCCACCCCCAGAGACGCAUGGGACUGUUGCUGAAGUGCCGAGUGGUGCAGAUCAGGAAGCAGAGGAGGCCGAGCAUUCGUCAGAGUUGGGCGCUGGAAGAGGUCAUGUUCAUGUCAUUCCCCGGCCGCCGGAAUGGACCCUCGACGACGGAACCGACGCGUCAUCGGAAGAUACGUCGGAUGGUGAAGAUGGCGAGGAAGGAGGCGCGACGGUUGAACCCCAACAGGCUGAUGAGCCGAGCCUGUCGACUCAGACGCGCGAACUGGGGACCGCAAUGUCUUUUCCUUCAAUCGAACUUCACGGGAUUGAGCUUCUCCAGGUUUCUAUUCUCAAUCUCAGCGUCAAAUGCGACCGCUGCAAGACGCUGAACGAGAUUGCCGGGCUGAAGGACCAGUUGGAGAAGCCAAGCAGCUGCAAGAAAUGCGCCUCCCCCUUCACCAUCCGCUUCCGCCAGGAGUUCGUCCACCAGCAUUUGAACCGCGCCGGCUUCAUCGACGCCGCGGGUUGCGCCGUAGCCGAUCUUCUCCCAAGGUAACAAAGCCCCUCUUUCUUUCUCCUCCCACCUUAUUCCCCGCCGUCACCACAGCAAAGUCACCCACCGUCUAACUAACCGUCGGGGCAACCCCCCCUCCAGCACGUUCAUCCCAACCUGCGCCCGCUGCUCCACGCCCGCCAGCGCGGGCCUGGUCUCGGUGCGCGGCGAGACCACCACCAACGUCUGCCGCGCCUGCCACGCGCGCUUCACCUUCGCCCUGCCCGAGGUCAAGUUCCUGGCCUACGCGCCGGGCCUUCGCCG